This is a messenger RNA of Chlamydomonas reinhardtii, 4041 nucleotides long. RefSeq lists its product as uncharacterized. The transcript is spliced from 3 exons. The record is from RefSeq and is a predicted model, not a curated record. The coding region runs from base 535 to 2547 and encodes 670 amino acids. NCBI's taxonomy places the organism in Eukaryota, Viridiplantae, Chlorophyta, Chlorophyceae, Chlamydomonadales, Chlamydomonadaceae.
GCUGUACACUAAUUGGUGCUAACGCUCAAACGGGUGGGCCCAUCCCUUACUUGCACUUUAGUUCGCGGUGUGUGCGUGGAACGUUUCUGAAGGGGCCACAACCUCGGCUUCAUAGUAUACCUGAACGCAGCUCAAAUCUUCUCUCUUACAUAAUGUCCAAGCAGCAGCCGCGUCGCAACAACAAGCGGAGCCGGAGCGCGCCGGAAAGCGACGAGGAGGAAGAGGAGCAGCGCUGGCAAAAAGUAUGCCCAGUCGAUAUAAUGCAUGGCAAAUUUGCCGCCCUAGAGAGCGAGGUCGCAGAGCUAGCGGGGCAGUGUUCGGCUUGGCGAGAGGCGCUGGCCAAAGCGCGUGCGCAAGAGGCUGAGCACCUGGACAGUAUUGAGCGGUAAAACCUGCACCGUUUGUCUCGCUGUUCCUCAAGAUCUGCGGGCGGGUACUGAGCGGCGCAGCAGUUUUGGACCUGUGAACCGGGCGCCGUGAACAAGCAAAACCACACGGGUGAAACAGGGUGAAAAGCGAACUGAGCACAUAUGCAUGCGCUGUAUCAUCGGCUGCAGGCUGAGCCGCAACCAGGCUGCAACGGGAGCCGACAGACGGCGAUUCUCAGUCGGGACGACCGUCAACCGGGCGCCGUUGCCGUGCGGCGAGUCCCUGGAGCAGAGGUCGGCGCUUUGCGAGCUGGGACAGAACUCAAGGAACGGCGACCGGCGCUUGGAUGCUGCCGCGGUCCGGCGGGUGUCUGACUCAACACUGCUGCCGGCCGCACGUGGGGCGGCGGUCCAGCCUUCACCUCUGAGAGUGUCGGCCGCGACUGGCGACGACCUCCGCGCCGCCAGCAGCUCCACCCAGCCGGUAGUAGACAUCGACAGCACGCGCGAGGCGGGCGCCGGUGUGCGUACGUCACCGGCGCCACGUUUCUGCGAGCCUCUUGGCCACAUGCCUGCAGCGCUACAAGCACUAGCAUGCGCCGGCGCCAACGCCAGCACCGCACCGGCCACGGCAGAGCCGCUCCUGCUGGUGGCGGCAACGACCGUAGCCUGUGAGCCGCCGCUCUCGCUCGACAGCAAUAAUGGGCACUCGCCGCCGCAGCACUUCCCAAUGCUCGCCAACGCCGCCAGCCGCACCAGCAGUAGCCUGCAACCCCGCACAAGUGGCAGCGGACAACAGACGCACGCAGACGCCGCCGCCGCCGCCGCCUUCCCGCUGCCGCCGUCACUGCUGCUGCCGCCGCCGCGGCCGCUGGCAGCAGAGCGCUUGCCUUUGCAGCAGCACCUGCAGCACAACCACUACCACCAUGAGCAACAGAUGGCGGUGUCAACAUGGGAGACAUGCAACCAGCAGGCCGAAAUGACGCCGCCGUCGGCGGAGCAAGAGCACGAGUGGCUUGGGCGGUGCGGCAUUAUUAAUGGGCGCAGCGGAUCCGCGGGUGCCGUUGGCGGCGUUUACGCCGCCGGCGUCCCGCCCUUUCUGCCCUCAACCGCGACUGCGGCUGGCGUGCCGCCUCCACUUGAAAGGAUCAGGUCAAUCAGCUGCGACAGCUCUGUCGGUGGGCCGACGCCGCAUUACUCUUCCGUUGCACAGCCGCCGCCGGCCUUCAUUCUUGCAACCUCCGCCGCCACAUCUGCGUCGAGCAUCUGCACCGUCUCGGCGGUCGCGGGCUACGAUGGCGGCGGCGGCAUAUUCGACUCGCCCUUCGCGCCGCUGGCUGCUGUGGUCCCGCCGCCGAUGGCAGCGCUGUCGGCGGGAGAUGCGGCGCCGCCGUCAGGAGGGGCCGCGGCAGCUGCUGCGGCUGCGGCAGCGCCCGCCGAUGUCCGGGACCUGUAUGAGGCGUGGCGCGGCAGCCCCGACGAGCAGGAGGGCCCGGCAGCAGCAGCAGCAGCAGGGGGUGACAGCGGCGGCGGUGAGGGCGGCGUCGGUGCCUGCUGGCCCCGUUUGUGGCCACAGCAACAACCGCCGAUUGCCGGGCGCAUGACCUCAAGCAGCAUCCUCAACAGCCCCGGGGGCAGCAGUAGCCCUUGCCUGCAGCUUCAGCCCCAGCCGCUGCCGCAGCCGCAGCAGCCGCGCCUUAUUAGCUGCGGCACUUAUUCUUGGCCUCAGGAUGACGGCAUGAUGACGAUGAGGCCUAUUGGCCAGCAGGACGGGCAGCAGCAGCAACAACAGCAGCAGCAGCAGCAGCAGCAGCAGUGCCUACAAGCACAGGCGCAGCAAGACGCAAUUGCUGUGGUGCCAGCAAUAAUGGCCCCGGCAUGGCACCCCCAGCAACAGCAGGGGCAGCAGCAAAUGCAGCUGCCACUGCCGCUGCCACUGCCACCGCCGCUGACGCACGCGACGUCUAAUAAUGCCAGCAGCAGCGCUUUCUUUUGCGCCGGCGGCGGCGGCGGGGCUGGAGGCAGCAGCACGGCGGCGGCGGCGGCAGGGGUUGUUCGGGCUCCUACGAGCUGUGCGAGCUCCUACGGGUGCGCUCCUGAUGCGUCCGUCCCCAUGUCCCCGGCCCUCACGGCAGUGCAAACAAGCCUGAUGGGCACAGCCUUUGCCCUCCCUUCCUAGGUUUGCUGCGCUUUGGUAUGGUAUGGAUGAUGACGCCGGGGAGGGCGGGGUUCGUUGACGGGCAGGAGCAGUGGCGGUAUUAAGGCGGUGCAGAUGGAAAGGGGCAUACGGGCACUCGGCGGGAGCGUUGCCGCCAGCAGUGGUGCCUAUCGAAGUCCGGCGGCGGGAUGCAACCUUAUGCCUGCUGGGCUACUGGCGGGUGGGGCGGUGGGGUAGUACAUUUCAGAACCCAGCAAGCCCAACCGUGUGGGGCGGGCGGGGGGGCGGCGGACUGUGUAGUAUGCACCAAUGCACGUCAUGAGACUUGGUCAGUGCAGUGAGGCUCGGGCAGCAGGACUCGGAAGUGGAAUGAUACGGUACUGGGAAGCAUUGUCGUCGGCAGCGUAUUGAAACAAACAUGAUUGAAGCGCGCUUGCUGCAUACCGUAUACGCCGUGUGUGGCGUUCCGGUGUCCCUUGAACGCAUAUGGUGAUUAAAUGGAUUUAUGGAAAUGGAGGGGGGCUCGAGACAUGAGGGACAGAGGGAGAGACAUGAGCGGCACACACAUUGGGGGAAACGCACGCACGACACGUACGGCACGGUGGCACGCGUGGCCGUGGGCCAUGGGCCAUGGGCUUGUGAUGAGGCGAGACAUGCGUGAGGCAGUGCACAGCAGGGAGCGGGCGGUAUAUAAUCAAGAAAUAAGGCCAAGCCGCGGCAUGACUGAGCAAUUGGAUAGGGGCACUACCGUAACACGCUGCCAACCCUUGUGAUUUCUGGUACGAAUCGUAAUUUUGCAUUUCUUACGGACUUACUUGGGCUGCAGCGGCAUGAGCUCAUGCAGUGGCAUUUAUGCACGCGCCCUGCUGCCAGCACUGUAUUGCAAUUUCCUUCCGUUUGUAUAAAGACCUUUUGUAGCCUAUGCGUUUAUAGAUCUGGUUGUGCCUCCAGUGGCCUCCAGUGGUGAGCGGUUGCGUGGCGGGACGGCGGGGACUGCGUCAGCAGGAUAGAAGGAUAGAUGCCGUGUUUGAGAGAACGCCUGCAGGGAGGGUGGCUCGAUCAGGUAACGUGCGGAGCAGCACGGUGGCAUACCGAAAGAGGGGACACCUCGGGCGCGGUGACAUUUCGGUGCCGUAAUUGGGCGCAUGUAUAGUUUUGUGCCUUACUUGUGCAGUAUUCCUUCUUUGUCUAUUACUGGUAUCCGUGGGCGGCGGUCUGUUGGGCACGUGCUCGUUGCUAAGACACUCAGCCUGGUUUAUUUGGGCAGGAACGCACUAACGCAGGCAUUACGUACUUUUGCAUGCACACACAUGUGUGUGUGUAUUUAAAUAAUAACAAGGAACGAACGGGGGCCUGUGCGCGUUCGGUGGUGCAUGGACAACAGGAGUAGGGACAGUCCGUGCGUGCAGAUGGGUGGGAGGUGACAGUUCGUGCCAAAUGGGUGACGUAGGCACGGUUCUAGGGGGUUCGGGGUUAACGAACGGCCAAUCAGCAAGAAUGUAAAGAACGGAGGUG